Messenger RNA from Telopea speciosissima, 1994 nucleotides. RefSeq names its product dihydrolipoyl dehydrogenase 2, chloroplastic-like. Gene Ontology annotation, cellular component: oxoglutarate dehydrogenase complex; mitochondrion. The record is from RefSeq and is a predicted model, not a curated record. Gene Ontology annotation, molecular function: flavin adenine dinucleotide binding; dihydrolipoyl dehydrogenase (NADH) activity. Bases 460 to 1899 code for a protein of 479 amino acids. The transcript is spliced from 15 exons. Lineage: Eukaryota; Viridiplantae; Streptophyta; Magnoliopsida; Proteales; Proteaceae.
AUCCUGUCACCGAACUGAUAGCAAUUGAAUUGAAGAAUGCAGGCUUCGAUCUCUCUUUCCGGUGCGUCCCAAUCGUCGCCCACCAUUACCAGAUCCGAACGCACAGUAGAGUUCAUCUGUAACAAUGCUCUCCAACCCAUGAAUCUUCGUUUCUGUGGUCUCAGAAGAGAGACCCUUAGAUUUAAUGCUUUGAAGUGGCCUGAUUCUCGUCCAGAUGCGUUGUCGGGACGAAGGUCCUCGAGAAAGUUAUCAGCUUCUUUGUCGAACAAUGGAGUUCCCUCCAAGGGAUUUGACUAAGAUUUAGUUAUUAUUGGUGCUGGCGUCGGCGGUCACGGAGCUGGUCUUCAUGCUGUCGAGAAGGGGCUGAAAACUGCAAUCAUUGAGGGAGAUGUGGUGGGAGGUACGUGUGUAAACAGAGGUUGUGUUCCUUCUAAAGCUCUUCUGGCUGUGAGUGGUCGGAUGCGCGAGUUUCAGAAUGAGCAUCACUUAAAGGCAUUUGGUUUGCAGGUUUCAUCUGCUCGGUAUGACAGACAAGGAGUUGCUGAUCAUGCAAAUAAUCUUGCUUCAAAAAUUCGUAAUAAUUUGACCAAUUCACUGAAAGCAAUUGGUGUGGAUAUAUUAACAGGUGUUGGCACAAUUUUGGGUCCACAAAAGGUGAAAUAUGGAAAAGUUGGCUUCUCUGACAAUGUCAUAACUGCAAAAGACAUAAUUAUUGCAACUGGUUCUGUUCCUUUUGUCCCCAAGGGUAUAGAAGUUGAUGGAAAAACUGUAAUUACCAGUGAUCAUGCACUGAAGCUGGAGUAUGUUCCUGAUUGGAUAGCAAUUGUAGGAAGUGGUUACAUUGGCCUUGAAUUCAGUGAUGUGUACACGGCACUUGGAAGUGAGGUUACUUUUAUUGAAGCACUGGAUCAGCUAAUGCCUGGCUUUGAUCCUGAGAUUGGAAAGUUAGCCCAGAGAGUUCUCAUAAAUCCUCGUAAAAUUGAUUACCAUACUGGUGUAUUUGCAACCAAGAUCACUCCAGCAAAGGAUGGAAAACCUGUCACUAUUGAGCUUAUUGAUGCAAAGACAAAGGAGCCAAAAGAUACUCUGGAGGUGGAUGCUGCACUUAUAGCAACUGGAAGGGCUCCAUUCACGAAAGGACUUGGCUUGGAGAACGUAAGUAUUAAUGUAGAAACACAACGUGGUUUUGUUCCUGUUGAUGAGCGCAUGAGAGUAAUUGACAAGAAUGGCAAUCUGGUUCCACAUGUAUACUGCAUUGGUGAUUCAAAUGGGAAAUUGAUGCUUGCUCAUGCCGCAAGCGCACAAGGGAUAUCUGUUGUUGAACAAGUGUGUGGGAAGGAUCAUGUGCUAAACCAUUUGAGCAUCCCAGCAGCCUGCUUCACUCAUCCUGAAAUUAGUAUGGUUGGCUUUACAGAGCCUCAAGCGAGGGAGAAAGGUGAAAAGGAAGGAUUUGAAGUAAGUGUUGCCAAGACAAGCUUUAAGGCUAACACAAAGGCCCUAGCAGAAAAUGAAAGAGAGGGGAUGGCUAAGUUGAUAUACAGGCCUGACAAUGGAGAGAUUUUGGGAGUUCAUAUUUUUGGGUUGCAUGCCGCAGACCUCAUCCAUGAAGCCUCCAAUGCAAUAGCAUUGGGCACACGCAUUCAGGACAUAAAGUUUGCUGUUCAUGCACAUCCAACCUUGUCAGAAGUGCUUGAUGAGCUCUUUAAAUCAGCUAAGGUUGUCUCUGUAAGCUGUACAUCUCAUAAUAGAUCAGCCCAACCGCCACACAAUGGAAUGCCUUGCACCUCUGUUCGGGAGAAGAAUCUGGCCCCAAUUUUGCGGAGUUUGUCAUUUGUAUUUGAGUACCUCUCUGGACUGAUUAAUUGGUUAUGCAGUUUUGUAAUCAAACUCUUACAUUGAGGCACACAGUAUAAGUGAGUCCAUUCUGUUAGUAAUUAAUGUCAAAAAAUAUUAGCCGCUUUUCUUUUCAUAUUGCAGAGGAAAAUUACGUCUAA